AUGUCUGCCACCGGAUUUAUUGAUUUCUUAAGGAAAACACCUACCCAAUUCCAUGUCGUAAAGACCUGUAUCCAACAACUGCAGGCUGCCGGUUUUACUCGCCUCAGUGAGAAAGAGGUUUGGGAUGAUAAGGUACAGCCCAAUGGACGCUACUUUUUCACCCGAAACGAGACAUCACUCUUUGCUUUUUGUGUUGGAAAGGAAUUCCAAAAGGGAGACGGGUUCGCUAUUGUGGCUGCACACACCGAUUCCCCGUCGCUAAAGCUCAAGCCUAUUUCGAAGCAGGAGUCGAAGGGACAUUUGAUGUUGGGAGUGGAGAUGUAUGGAGGAGGUAAGUUCUAUACAUGGGCAGAUCGUGAUCUCUCUCUCGCAGGACGCCUGAUUUGCGAGAAAGAAGGCCGCAUUGAAACCAAGAUAUUCGAUCUCCAUAAAGCUUUGUGCUUUAUUCCAUCGCUUGCCAUUCAUCUCUCCGAUGAAAAGGAGCGAAAGGGUGACAGAGUGGAGUUCAACAAGGAAACGCAACUUCUCCCCAUCUUUGGUCUUGGUUCCCUGGACGAGAAGGAGAGCGAAGUGGACAUUUACAAUCGCCACCCCAAAGAGCUCGUCGACUUGAUCUGCAAGGAGGCCGGCGUCUCUGCCGAAUCUGUUCUUGACAUGGACUGCUAUCUCUACGAUCCAACCCCCGCAACCAUCGGCGGAAUCCACGACGAAUUCAUCUUCAGCGGCAAGAUCGACAAUCUCUCGAUGACCUACUGCGGUCUGCACGGAUUCCUGCAGUCUCUCGAGCAGCCAGUCGCCGACGACCACAUGGUUCGCGUGCUCGCCCUCUUCGACCACGAGGAAAUCGGCUCUGCUUCGCUUGCCGGCGCGGAGAGCACGAGUCUUCGCACGAUCAUCAGUCAAUUGUCGGGCGAAUCGAACGUCAGCCAGGCCAUUCGCAAGUCGUUCUUGCUGUCCUACGACGUCUCGCACGCCUUCAAUCCGGAGUACAGCGACAAGACCGAGAGCAACCAUCGCUGCAUCCUCAACAAGGGCGUCGUGAUGUCCUUCGCUGCCUCGCAGAACAUGGCGACGUCCGCUCCCUCCGCUGCCGUCAUGCGUUAUCUCUGCAAGAAGAACCGCCUCGAUCUCCAGUCCUCCGUCAAGAAGCAGGAUAUGAGGGAGGGAUCGACCGUCGGACCGCGCAUCAGCACGCAGCUCGGAGUUCUCACGGCGGAUUGCGGCAUUCCGCAGCUCGCGAUGCACAGUAUUCGAGAGAUGUGCGGAACGAAGGAUAUCGAGACGGGAGUGAAGAUCGCCGAGGCGUUCUAUCGCGAGUGGGGAACGAUCGAGAAGAAUAUGAAGCUGGGAGAAGAGUUUUGGAUUGUUUGUUUCCAUACUUUUGCAAUUCCAUUUUUCGGGGGAUUUUUGUCUGCGAUUGACCAAGUCAACAAUUCUGUCCCAUUCGUUUAA
Messenger RNA from Blastocystis hominis, 1452 nucleotides. RefSeq lists its product as hypothetical. Gene Ontology annotation, molecular function: zinc ion binding; aminopeptidase activity. The record is from RefSeq and is a predicted model, not a curated record. The coding region runs from base 1 to 1452 and encodes 483 amino acids. Lineage: Eukaryota; Bigyra; Opalinata; Blastocystidae. Gene Ontology annotation, biological process: proteolysis. The transcript has 4 exons.